This is a messenger RNA of Dracunculus medinensis (Guinea worm), 204 nucleotides long. NCBI's taxonomy places the organism in Eukaryota, Metazoa, Nematoda, Chromadorea, Rhabditida, Dracunculidae. The record is from the annotation of a GenBank genome assembly.
AUGGAUGUAGCUUGUUUGUCAGAAGUCCGUCUUCCUCAUGUCAGUUCUCGAGUAAUUAUUAAACCUGGUUCUCAGCAAAGAUAUUGGCUAUAUCACAGUAGUGUCUCGAAUAAUUCGGGGCGAAAUGGCGUAGCGAUUGUCACGUCUGAAAAGGCUCGAUCCGCUUUGAUUGAAUGGAAGCCAGUAAAUGAUCGUAUGGCCUAA